Messenger RNA from Malassezia sympodialis ATCC 42132, 726 nucleotides. The record is from the annotation of a RefSeq genome assembly. Lineage: Eukaryota; Fungi; Basidiomycota; Malasseziomycetes; Malasseziales; Malasseziaceae.
AUGGAGACCCCACAGCGGCCUGGUGCAGAGAUUACACCGGGCUCUGCGCGCGAGCGAGAGACCUUCACAACGAAGGAAGGUAUGUUCUUAUUUCUUAUGGCACAGGUUGGCUUUGUGGGUGGCUGCACAUUGAUGUAUUAUGGCCUGCGCCGCGUUAAGCAGCGUCCGGGGCCGCUUGGAUCCGCGCUGUUCACCUUCUUUGGCGGUUUUGCAGCCUCGCUCUUUGCGAUCCCAUUUGGGAUUGCCAUGAGCCGUAACGAGCUGCGCUCGGUCGAAGACCCUCAGCACUUGGCGCGUGCAUUGCAUGAUGCACUGGAUCAGCGUAAGACGCCCUCCAAAAUCCUGCAGUCCGCUUCCGACUCGCCGGCCCCCCCGCGCGACCCGGUGGAAGCGCCUGCAGCGACCUCCGACUGGUCGACGAUGGACGUGCCUGCGGAUGGCGGACAGCCUAGCACGGAGAACAAGCCUUGUUCACGAUGGGAGGAGCUCCGUCGUGAUCGGACGUCUUCGUCUAGUGUGUGGGAACAGAUCCGCCAGGACAAUGCAAGGAAUGCUUUGCCGGAAGAGAACCGAAGCAGUGCUUGGAGCAGGGCGGCCAGCUCGCCUCCUACACAGAACCAGAGCCUUUCAGAUUACGACAAGGCUGUGAAAGAAUACGAAGCAGCCAUGGAGCGCGAACGUCAGGGCGUGGACGUAACGACGGGCUUUCGCGAGACUGAGAAGGUA